This is a messenger RNA of Trichoderma gamsii, 438 nucleotides long. RefSeq lists its product as hypothetical. The coding region runs from base 1 to 438 and encodes 145 amino acids. Gene Ontology annotation, cellular component: cytosol. The record is from RefSeq and is a predicted model, not a curated record. The transcript has 4 exons. Lineage: Eukaryota; Fungi; Ascomycota; Sordariomycetes; Hypocreales; Hypocreaceae.
AUGUUCCGCCUUGCUCCCAGAACUUACGGCGCCUCGAGGCACAUUCUACAUCCGCAGAUAUCAUCUCGCCGAGGCUUUGGAGCUACCGCUAUAGCUAUGGAUUACGCCUCCAUUCCGACACCAGCUUCGUGCUAUGCCGACUUUUGUUUGAUCCCCAUUGGCACAAACACCGUCUCCGUGGCAGAGGAAAUCGCCCAGGUUCAGCGGGUACUCAAAGCAAGUGGUCUGAAAUACACGAUGCACUCUGCUGGAACAACUGUUGAGGGUAACUGGGAGGAGGUCAUGACGGUGAUCGGCAAGGCCCACUCGGCAGUUCAUGAAAAGGGCGUUGUGAGGGUUCAGUCCUCAAUGAGAGUUGGAUCGAGGACGGAUAAGAAGCAGACUGCAGAGGAUAAAGUCAAGAGAGUCGAGGAUUUGCUGGACGCAGACACCAAAUAA